Messenger RNA from Alosa sapidissima (American shad), 2362 nucleotides. It is a transcript of the gene eef1a1a, whose product is annotated as eukaryotic translation elongation factor 1 alpha 1a. The record is from RefSeq and is a predicted model, not a curated record. Lineage: Eukaryota; Metazoa; Chordata; Actinopteri; Clupeiformes; Clupeidae. The transcript is spliced from 8 exons. The coding region runs from base 133 to 1521 and encodes 462 amino acids. Gene Ontology annotation, biological process: translation; translational elongation. Gene Ontology annotation, molecular function: translation elongation factor activity; GTPase activity; GTP binding.
CCCCCUCCCCUCCUGAAAUAUAAACGGAUCACCAACGCAGCUCAGCCUCUUCUGCGGCGACCGGGUAUCACCAAACGAAGAGCAGCCGUUUUUGCUUCGUCUGUGACAUUUGACCUAUUGACCUAUUUGACCAUGGGAAAGGAGAAGCUUCACAUCAACAUUGUGGUCAUUGGCCAUGUGGACUCUGGCAAGUCCACCACCACUGGCCAUCUCAUCUACAAGUGUGGUGGAAUUGACAAGAGGACCAUCGAGAAGUUUGAGAAGGAGGCUGCUGAGAUGGGCAAAGGCUCGUUCAAGUAUGCCUGGGUGUUGGACAAGCUGAAGGCUGAGAGGGAGCGUGGCAUCACCAUUGACAUCUCCCUCUGGAAGUUUGAGACCAGCAAGUACUACGUCACCAUCAUCGAUGCCCCCGGGCACAGGGACUUCAUCAAGAACAUGAUCACUGGCACCUCUCAGGCUGACUGUGCCGUGCUGAUCGUGGCAGCUGGUGUGGGCGAGUUCGAGGCGGGCAUCUCCAAGAACGGGCAGACUCGCGAGCACGCCCUGCUGGCCUACACGCUGGGCGUCAAGCAGCUGAUCGUGGGCAUCAACAAGAUGGACUCCACCGAGCCCAACUACAGCCAGAAGCGCUACGAGGAGAUCGUCAAGGAGGUCAGCACCUACAUCAAGAAGAUCGGCUACAAUCCGGACACGGUGGCCUUCGUGCCCAUCUCUGGCUGGAACGGCGACAACAUGCUGGAGCCCAGCCCUAACAUGACUUGGUUUAAGGGCUGGAAGAUCACCCGUAAAGAUGGCAGUGCCUCUGGGACCACUCUGCUAGAGGCCUUGGACGCCAUCCAACCCCCCAGCCGACCCACCGACAAGCCCCUGCGUCUGCCCCUCCAGGACGUCUACAAAAUCGGAGGUAUUGGUACUGUGCCAGUGGGCCGUGUGGAGACAGGCGUCUUGAAGUCUGGCAUGGUGGUGACCUUUGCCCCGGUAAACGUGACCACUGAGGUCAAGUCGGUGGAGAUGCACCACGAGGCCCUCUCCGAGGCCCUCCCUGGCGACAACGUGGGCUUCAACGUGAAGAACGUGUCUGUCAAGGACAUUCGCCGUGGCAAUGUGGCUGGCGACAGCAAGAACGACCCACCCCAGGAGGCUGCCAACUUCACCGCUCAGGUGAUCAUCCUGAACCACCCUGGCCAGAUUAGUGCUGGCUAUGCCCCGGUGCUGGACUGCCACACCGCCCAUAUCGCCUGCAAGUUCGCCGAGCUCAAGGAAAAGAUCGACCGCCGCUCGGGCAAGAAACUGGAGGACAACCCCAAGUCCCUGAAGUCCGGUGAUGCUGCCAUUGUGGACAUGAUCCCUGGGAAGCCCAUGUGUGUGGAGAGCUUCUCCGAGUACCCUCCCCUGGGUCGCUUCGCCGUGCGUGACAUGCGUCAGACCGUGGCCGUGGGCGUCAUCAAGGGGGUGGAGAAGAAGGCCCCAUCUGGCGGCAAGGUCACCAAGUCCGCGCAGAAGGCUCAGAAGGUGAAAUGAAUGUUGUGCUUAGCUGCCAACUCCAGAGCCACCCAUGGCAGAGCAGAGGUCACCCAACUCCACCCUCCCGUCGGCUGCUUCAACUCAAUCAUCAGAGACUGGUUAAUUGUUACAAUGCAUCGCAAAAGCAUCAGGAGGAAAAAAACAAACAAACCCAAAAAGUCUGAGCACCGGUAAAGACGCCACACGCAAGUCUCCCUAAGACAUCUCACCCCUCAACAAAAUGUGCUGACUUUCAACGAAACUUCGCAAUCCCAUUUGCGUUCUGUUUUUAGCUUACCACUAGUUCUAAGUGUGCACAGUGAAAUGGGGUUAUUGACCUUGAAAAACCAUGUGUGAUUUUAAAAAACGAACCGGGAGGUGCUUUAAGUAAUCCAGAUGUCUCUCCCGCUCUCUCUCUCUCUGGAGUGCAGUCUUAGUAAAGUUCUUCCGCUGUUGUCUUCGCUCUUAGUGUUCAUUUGCAGUUAACGAUCAAGUGCUCAGUCUCAACUGAUCUCUACUUUACAAAAACAAAAAGAACAAUCCAAAUGUUAACUGAUGCCUACCAGGCCGUAUCUUAACGAGAUUUUAAAAGAAAUACUGUGUGACACAUUUAGCUUUAAAAUGUAUAGAAAUUGUUGUGUAUAAAAAUGACAUUCGUGCAAUACUCUCUAAAUUUGUCCAAUUGCCGGCAUGUGAAGUUUCCAUGCACCGAAUUGUUCAGAUUUUCUAGCACUUUUGAUUGGCGUUACGCUGACUCUGCACCAAGCACUUAUUGACUUUGAUUGGCAUUAGCUUUCGCACCUUAUUGUUCAUAAACUCAAAAAGCUUUCAUGUCAUAUUAAAGAUGUUUAAAACCAAA